GCUGGGAGAGCCACAGCAUUCCGUGUCUCAUCAUUAUGUCUUUGCAGGCUGAUUUUGACCAGGCCGCACAAGACGUGAGGAAGCUGAAAAGCAGACCAGAAGAUGAAGAACUCAAAGAACUCUAUGGGCUCUACAAACAGUCCAUCAUUGGAGACAUCAACAUUGGUGCGUGCCCUGCAAUGUUAGAUCUAAAGGGGAAGGCCAAGUGGGAAGCGUGGAACCUCCAAAAAGGGUUAUCGAAGGAAGACGCCAUGUGUGCCUAUAUUUCUAAAGCAAGACAGCUGAUUGAGAAAUAUGGAAUUUAGAAUGUGAUGGAGACAUAUCUCUUUUGGAAGCCUUCAUUAGUAACUCUCUAAAUAAGAUCCUGUAUUUUUUUUUCUAUUAGCACGAAUUAUAAUGCUUAAGACUAUAUCAAAAUAGUUACCUGACUUUACUUGCUUGAGCAGGGUGACUUUAAAAAGUUCCUUUUCAAAAAUUGUUUCAUAGUAUGCAUAUGAAAUUUAAUAAAUAUAUUUCUUUUUUGCAU
This is a messenger RNA of Grammomys surdaster, 526 nucleotides long. It is a transcript of the gene Acbd7, whose product is annotated as acyl-CoA binding domain containing 7. Gene Ontology annotation, molecular function: fatty-acyl-CoA binding. Gene Ontology annotation, biological process: fatty acid metabolic process. The transcript is spliced from 4 exons. The record is from RefSeq and is a predicted model, not a curated record. The coding region runs from base 36 to 305 and encodes 89 amino acids. Lineage: Eukaryota; Metazoa; Chordata; Mammalia; Rodentia; Muridae.